Molecule: messenger RNA, 1010 nt
Organism: Suillus subaureus
Lineage: Eukaryota; Fungi; Basidiomycota; Agaricomycetes; Boletales; Suillaceae
Exons: 5
Coding region: 144-821 (225 amino acids)
Source: RefSeq, a predicted model, not a curated record
AUCGAUAUACGCUCAUGACCUUAAGGUUCUCCUUUUUUUUGACUGUGACGCCUUCAAUCACGUUUUCUGCAGUACCACGAGUUGUCAGGGUGUCCAGACUCGUGUGCUCCAUAUAUAACACCGUGCCCGCGAACCCUUAAAAGAUGUCUUCGCUUUCUGUACUUGCGCUAACGCCCUUCUUAAGUUCGAUCUCGUCCGAGUCACCUCCUCUCCAUUGUGCCACAGCUAUGCAACCAGGAAUUUACAAAUUCAUAAACCGCCAGAGCGGUACAGCAAUGGACCUGGCCAAAAACGAUAAUACGUCUGUCGUGGGCUCUCCACCUUGUGAUAAUGAUUCUACGCAAAAGUGGGAAAUAGCACCUCUCGGUGCAGGACAUACCAUCAGAAAUAUGAGAACGGGUGCCCACCUCUCUGUGAAAGGACUCCAUCGCAAUGCUGCCAUUUUUGCGGGGAGUUUCCCCGUAGCAUGGGAACUUAGAACCGUGAAAGUGGAUCACGAGAAUGCUGAAAUGAUUGAAAUACGCUGGCCGCAUACACAACACACGUUCGAUCUGGCCGGCUAUGGAUCCUCAGCUCCUGGAACAAAGGUGCAGCUCAUGGACACUCAUAUAAGUCCCAUAGAUUAUCGUUGUAGACUGUGGAAGCCCAUUUUCAUUCAACAUAUCCUUCACUCCGUUUUACUGGAGCGUGUUGGUGAAGAUGACGAAACAUCAAGCACUACUACUAUCAAUGCCGCUGAUGUGCCAGAAGGAGGCGAGCUUGUCUUGGUCACGACCACUACUAGUACUACAAGAACAGUUGUUACAAAGAUACCGAAAUAGUGGGGUUGGGGCUUGGCGAGAACCUAGUCAGUAGAGACAAGGGUAGGAACUCUGUCCGAGUCCGGCCUGGGUAGCCCAGUCCAACGGUUGUCAGUGGAGAUGAUGAUGCUAGAAUAGUUGUAUGUCGAAAACACCUUCCUAUGUCACAUUUAGCUCUUCAUCCCGUUCUAAUGCACAGUAAUAUUGAUG